CCGGGCGCAGAGAGGCCGCCAGAUCCCCUGGUCACCCGGCACGCACGUCCGUUCGUAACCCUGGGCUGAGCAGACCUCGCGACACUUGGAACCACCUAGAAAGCCCGUGUCCUUGUAGGCUGGCAUGCAGGAUGGCAGGACAGCCCGGCCACAUGCCCCAUGGAGGGAGCCCGAACAACCUCUGCCACACUCCGGGACCUGCACACCCUCCCGACCCACAGCGGCACCCCAGCACCCUGUCUUUCCGCUGCUCACUGGCGGACUUCCAGAUUGAGAAGAAGAUCGGCCGAGGGCAGUUCAGCGAGGUGUACAAAGCCACCUGCCUGCUGGAUAGGAAGACGGUGGCCCUGAAGAAAGUGCAGAUCUUCGAGAUGAUGGAUGCCAAGGCAAGGCAGGACUGCGUCAAGGAGAUCGGCCUCCUGAAGCAACUGAACCACCCGAACAUCAUCAAGUACCUGGACUCCUUCAUCGAGGACAACGAGCUGAACAUCGUGCUGGAGCUGGCCGACGCCGGGGACCUCUCACAGAUGAUCAAGUACUUCAAGAAGCAGAAGCGGCUCAUCCCCGAGCGGACGGUGUGGAAGUACUUCGUGCAGCUGUGCAGCGCUGUGGAGCACAUGCACUCACGCCGCGUGAUGCACCGAGACAUCAAACCCGCCAAUGUGUUCAUCACAGCCACAGGUGUCGUGAAGCUGGGGGACCUCGGGCUGGGCCGCUUCUUCAGCUCUGAGACCACAGCAGCCCACUCCCUAGUCGGGACGCCGUACUACAUGUCGCCGGAGAGGAUCCAUGAGAACGGGUACAACUUCAAGUCCGACAUCUGGUCCCUGGGCUGCCUGCUGUACGAGAUGGCCGCUCUCCAGAGCCCCUUCUACGGAGAUAAGAUGAAUCUCUUCUCCCUCUGCCAGAAGAUCGAGCAGUGUGACUACCCGCCGCUCCCCGGAGAGCACUACUCCGAGAAGUUACGAGAGCUGGUCAGCAUGUGCAUCUACCCUGACCCCGACCAGAGGCCCGACAUCGGGUACGUGCACCAGGUGGCCAAGCAGAUGCACGUUUGGAUGUCGAGCACCUGAACGCCUCCUCGAACGCCAGCACGCUCUGCCUUACUGAGUCUUCUCUCCCAAGUGGCCACCUGGUAGCCUAGGACAGCUAAGACCAGAGGGUGCAGAGGCUCCCAGAGGGGCCGGGCUUCCCCGCUGAGGCUGAAUUCAGAGCAGCUGGAGGAGGGGCACCGGUCGCUGAUGUCAAAUCCGAGUCCUUCCUUUAUGCUGUGGUGCAUCUCAGCGGGUGUGCGCCAGGCAGGCGGCUCAGCGAGCUGGCAUCUGGACUGGAAUGUGAAUCUUCAGGAGUCUCCAGGGACCUGUCAAGGUGCACACGAACAGAAGACUUGCAGGAGACCGUGUGAACUGAGUAGUGAGCCUCCGAGAUGGUUAGCAAGUUCAGUUUAGUUCUUAGUAUCCUUUCAAUCAGGCUGCGUGCUUAGUUUUCCCUGUUGUAAAGUGGAAAUAACGUUUUUAAGUAGAGUAGGUUUUGGUAGUAUUUUUAUCUUCGUUUUAUAACUUGAUCAGUGACGAGGAGCACCCAGCAACUGCCAUGGAGCGUCACGAGGCACAUGGUAUUUGCAAGUGGGAGAGUUUGCCUUGCAGUCUGGUCCAGCCACCUUCUCCUGAACACCUACCCCACGUGGGCACCGGGCCCGUGUGGGCACCUCCAUGAACACUGGCACUUCAUUCGUGACCAGCGUUAACUGCUCUACUCCGUGGGAAGCAAGUUGGGAUACCCUAAAAUACAAGGGCUUGGCUGCAGGCUAUCCUUUAACAAAUUCUGGUUCUGUAGCUUCUAGUGACCUUGGCCAAGUUUCUUAGCCUUUCUGAGCCUCAGUUUUCUUUUCUGUAAAAUGAGACUAACAGUAUCUACCUACAGGGUCGCUGACAGAAUUUGAAAUAAAAUAUGCAACUUAGCCAGCACAUUGGCAAGGAUCGAAGAACGGUAGCUCACGCCUUCACAGAACUUAAGUCCAUGGGUCACGUAGAAUCGAAGCACAGCCAUGUCACGUGUAGAACCGGAAACGUUUUUUCUUGUUUCCAAACAGGGUUAACUGUGAAGACUUAUAAAUGUGAACUUAAGGAAAACCCAAGCUCUGAAGGAAAUAGCUUAAAUUUUGGUUUAUUAUACUCAUUCAUCCAAAAUAGCCAACGCUGUCACCCACUUGGUUACAGCUCAGCCCUCCUGACGAGGGCACCGCCGUGGACACUCACCUGGCACUCACUGACCAAGCCUCCCUGGGGAAAAGCCAGGGCUGGGCCCUGCCCCGUUCCCCCAGGAGAACUGGGCUCCACUGCAGCACUGUCGGGCUCGUUUCUCCAGACGCAGCCUCUGCUCUGUACUUUUUCUCCAUGUUUGAAAUAAAACGGGGUGAAAGGGGUGA
Molecule: messenger RNA, 2428 nt
Organism: Tupaia belangeri chinensis (Chinese tree shrew)
Lineage: Eukaryota; Metazoa; Chordata; Mammalia; Scandentia; Tupaiidae
Gene: NEK6
Product: NIMA related kinase 6
Exons: 10
Coding region: 132-1073 (313 amino acids)
Biological process (GO): peptidyl-serine phosphorylation; positive regulation of canonical NF-kappaB signal transduction; regulation of mitotic metaphase/anaphase transition
Cellular component (GO): cytosol
Molecular function (GO): protein serine/threonine kinase activity; ATP binding
Source: RefSeq, a predicted model, not a curated record